UCAACAGGCGGGAACGCGCGGCGCAACUUUCGCGCGCCAAUUGUAAACAAAUAUUAUUUUAUUUUAUUUUUUUAAAUACGCAGUGCAAUGAAUUUUCAAAGUAAAGCCAAUAAAUAUGUGUGUCCUAACGACAGGCAGCUUUCUCUACGUGCCAAGCUCCGAACGGGCUGGAGCGCCGCUCGAAGUGAGCCUCCCCUGACACCGAGUGAGCGUGAAGCCAUCGCCGCGGUGGUGAAGAGAGCUGAGAAGUUGGAUGAAGUGGAGGCGAAGCGAGUGGGGCGGCUUGUGGCCAGACUUGAAGGUAUGCGUCGGUCAGCGCAAGGCCCAGCGCCAAGGACCUGUCUCCUGUGUGGGGAGACUUCAAGACUGCUGUCCCCACUGCGGACCUGCGCCAUCUGCCGCCAUUCCGCCUGCCCCAAGUGUGUCAUUGAAACGCCAACUUACAGCCAAGCGAACGGCAGCAAAUCCCCGCUCUAUACCCGCGAACAGUACAUGUGCAACCUGUGUGCGGAGACACGGGAGAUGUGGAAGAAGUCUGGCGCAUGGUUCUUCAAAGCAUUGCCGAAGUACAUCCUACCUGACCGCCGCCCCACCGGCCGGUACAACGACGUGGAGCUCGCUAAGGCCUUGCAGGACGUUGGGACGAGCAGCAACGACGGUCGAACGGACUCGGAGCCAGGGUCGCCGCUGAGCGUCCACGCGCCAACAUUCUCACGACAACCCAGCAACGUCGAGAGGAAGUCGAUACCCUCGCCUCAUGACAACCCCUACGACUGGAGCGAGACAGACAUUCUAUCACACGGAGUCAGCGGCCUGAGCUUACACCGAACAGACAGCUUAAACCAGCGCCCUCUAGCGGCGCUGAAACGCACAGGCAGCAAGGGCAGCGCCUACAGUCUUAGAAGCAUACGAAAAGAACUCGCAAAACCCAACCAGAUAGAAAGACCUCCGACGAUUCCUGACGCAGGCUUCGGCACAUUGGAAAUUAAACUGGCUUAUGAUAAUGCCACGUCGUCCUUAGCUGUCACCGUGCUCAGAGCCAGAGGUCUCAUUGGAAUGGACAUGACAGGGUUGUCCGACCCGUUUUGUAGAUUAGAAGUAUUGCCGCGAGAAGGCACUUAUUCAAAUAGACUGCGUACGAAGACGGUGCACAAAACAAAGAACCCUGAAUUCAACGAGACUCUACAUUUCUUCGGCAUCACUGAGUCUGACCUCUCUGCGAAGACCCUGGAGAUUGUCCUCUUUGAUGAUGACAGAUACGGGUGCGAUGAAAUGGGCUCGGCCACGGUUUCCCUGCGAGAAUGUGCCAAGGCUCCUGCGCAGCUGCGUCUUGCAUUAUCAGGGUCUUCGAGCACGGAGCCUUCAGGACCCAGGGUCUUGCUAGCUCUGUGCUACAACACCAAGCGGCGAGCGCUCGUCGUGACCAUCUGCAGGGGCGCCGACCUGCCGCCGCAAGACAGCAACGGAUACUCCGACCCCUUUGUUAAGUUACAUUUAGACCCAGACCCUUAUCACAAGAAGCACAAGACAUCCAUCAAAUGGCGCAACCUGAACCCAGUAUGGAACGAAGAAUUCCUCUUCGAAACUCGUCCAACAGAACUAUCUAGGCAAAACCUAACCCUCACAGUAUGGGACAAGGAUUACGGAAAACCGAACGAUUUUCUAGGAAGUCUGGUACUAGGAGCUAGUAGUAAAGGGAGGAGGCUAAAACAUUGGAUGGAUUGCAUCAAGUUCCCUGACCACAGACAUGAGCAAUGGCAUUCGUUGACUGACACUCAGCAUCUAUAAAAAUAUAAGCAUAUCUUGAAACAGUUACCUGCAUUAUCAGGCUCAUAUAUCGCCUGCGAAGCGACAUAUGAACCAACGGCAUUGGCUGCGCGGUAAUUAAACCAAUUCUAUUGGUUUGAAUAUCGCUUAGCGCGAGAUUUGAGUGCAGAAUUAAGAAAAGUUGCCUAUUUUAUUGACAUUAUAAACAAAAAGCUUGUCCUUAUUCUUAUUUAUCUCCACCGCUGAUGUUAUAUCUAGUCAUUGUUAAUAAAGGUAUAAGGGCAGUAGGCAUUACAUAAUUGAAUUAUUAGCUUUGGACGAAUUCUCUUACGAACAACUUUCUUGAUGUAAGAAUUUACACGUACUUAAAACUACACCUAAAUUCUUUUUUUAAACCAAGUUUCGGUUCUCUGGAAUUAUAGUAGAUAUCUAUGGUAUUGAUUUUGAAUAAUCUUGACUGGUUUCUAUUUCUAGAUUAGCAUUUUCUAAUUUAUCUUUGACCCAGUCAUGUAGCCUUAGUGUAGCCUACUUUUUGGCCAAUAUUCAGUGUCAUAAAUAAGGCUACCCAUGGACACAUAACUACUUACUGAUGUGACAAUGUAUUGUGGUGCUUGAUAGAUGAAAAUUAUUAUUUUAAAAUUAUUUUCCAAAAGAAAUUCUAAUUCUAGUUAUCUUCACAAGAAAAUAUAAUUGACGUUACAGCUGGUAUUCAUCUGGUAUUGCUUAAUUAUGCGAUAAGUAUAAAUAAUAAUUUUGAUUAAGUACCCAUGUGACAUGUUAUAGCCAAUUUAUUGAGGGACUUUCCAAUCUACAUUCCCCAAACACACGAUAGAUGGCGUUGUUCACUUUACCUAUUUACUCAUUGCUGGGGUACCUACAUAAUUAUUCAAAAAUGUAAUGUGGCAGAAUCAUAUUAUAUAAAGCUAAUAGUUGCUUGAUAUUUGGAACACAUCAUAUAGGUAUAUAAUGAUGUUGCUACCUUAUAUUGCUUCUCUUUAUUUUGAUCAGAAUAAUAAUGGGUGGAAGUUGUAAUUGUACGUUGAUCUAAUAAAAGGGGUCAUCAUUUAUACUCAAAAACAAUAUAAAAACGAUAAAAGAUGCAUAAUAUAUGUCGUUUAUACAUGAAAUUAGAAGUUUAAACGAAGAAAAAACUUAAAACAACCCCAUCUAUCGUGUUUUUGGGGAACGCCGAUUGGAAAGGCCCUCAAAACAUGAUAAAUAGAUCAGUAAAUUAUAAUUAACGAAAAUGUACUACCUAGUCGUUAUCUAGGUUUCUAGACACAUUACGAAUGUUAUCAUAAAUCGGUGGUAUUUUUAUAUUUAAAUGUUUUGAAUGUGCCAAAAUUUAAAGUAUUAUAUAAAUUUAAAGUAAUUGUUAUAUUAGAAAUAUACUUA
Molecule: messenger RNA, 3162 nt
Organism: Pectinophora gossypiella (pink bollworm)
Lineage: Eukaryota; Metazoa; Arthropoda; Insecta; Lepidoptera; Gelechiidae
Gene: Rph
Product: rabphilin-3A
Exons: 10
Coding region: 88-1788 (566 amino acids)
Biological process (GO): intracellular protein transport
Cellular component (GO): membrane
Molecular function (GO): small GTPase binding
Source: RefSeq, a predicted model, not a curated record